Molecule: messenger RNA, 938 nt
Organism: Frieseomelitta varia
Lineage: Eukaryota; Metazoa; Arthropoda; Insecta; Hymenoptera; Apidae
Gene: Eaf6
Product: chromatin modification-related protein MEAF6
Exons: 4
Coding region: 128-775 (215 amino acids)
Cellular component (GO): NuA4 histone acetyltransferase complex
Source: RefSeq, a predicted model, not a curated record
CGGCGGCAACUUCAAGUUGAUCGAAAAGUUUUCGUUCAAACCUACUGUUCGUUGUAUGUAAAGACGAUAUUUACGCAAAAAGAGUCCAAUUUGUUGUUAUUGUUGUAUCAGUAUAUUUAAACGCAUAAUGUCGACGAAAUCCUCCGUCGAUUUGCGAGCAGAACUCGCCGAAUUAGUGAAAAGAAAAGCAGAAAUAGCCGACACUCUUGCCAAUUUAGAACGCCAGAUCUAUGCAUUCGAAGGUAGUUAUUUGGAAGAUACACAAUUGUAUGGUAAUAUAAUACGUGGUUGGGACAGAUAUUUAGCAAGCAAUAAAAAUACUAAUAGUAAAGCAGAUAAACGAAAUAGGAAAUUCAAAGAAGCUGAAAGGCUAUUUUCUAAAUCUUCUAUCACCUCUAUGGCUGCAGUCAGUGGACUCGUCGAGAACACCCAGGAAAAAAUUGACCGGUACAGUGAAUCGGAGUCGCAGAUCGGCAACAGCGGUAGCGAGGACAAUUGCAGCCUCGUUAAUUCACACGGGACCACCGCCAAUAGUGGCAACGGCAACGGUAACAAGGAGACGUCCGGGAAAAAUCACUCGGUGACUGGCCAGUACAGCCAGAAUGGAUCCGUCGCCACCUCGGCCGAGAUCGCUAGACAAUUCGCGAACGGGCACGCGAGCAACGGCAGCCUGGAGCACGUCUCCUUGAAGGAGAACACCGGCAAAGAACCCUCGAAAAAUAAGUCUGGCAACAACGCGAAAAAGAAUAGCAACAAGAGGUCCAGGAACAGGUAGAACAACCAGAACAGCCGUCAUCUCCAAACGGGUCCAUCGGGCGAGGACUAUCAGCGGAACAUCUCCCUCUUUGUUCCAUUCCGUCGAUGUAUCAGAUCUCGCUUCUUUUCUUUUCUUUUUUAUUUUUUUUUUUUUUUUUUUUUUACGAUAAACACUAACUUUC